Cylas formicarius (sweet potato weevil) is the source of this 1558-nucleotide messenger RNA. RefSeq names its product coagulation factor IX-like. Bases 37 to 1521 code for a protein of 494 amino acids. The record is from RefSeq and is a predicted model, not a curated record. Gene Ontology annotation, biological process: proteolysis. Lineage: Eukaryota; Metazoa; Arthropoda; Insecta; Coleoptera; Brentidae. The transcript is spliced from 7 exons. Gene Ontology annotation, molecular function: serine-type endopeptidase activity.
UAAUAGCUAUAACAACAAAUUAAAUCAACUUGAAAAAUGUACUGCGUGUUAGCGGUGUUAUGUUGGGCUUGUAUUGGCUUGACUUUCGGCCUGCCUCAGACACCAUUGCGUCCGAGAGUCAUCAACGGUCAAGAAGUGAGUCCCCAUUCGGUUCCCUAUCAAGUACUGGCUACGUUUGAUGACGGUCAUGGCCUUGGGUUUUCGUGUGGAGGCGUGCUCAUUUCGCAAUACGCCGUAUUGACAGCCGGUCACUGUGUCUACGGAAAUGUCGGCUGCACCGUCACUUUAGGAGUACACGAUAUAAACAAACCUGAACGUGACACCCGACAGGAAUAUAGAUCAUACGAAUUGUAUUUACACGAAGGCUAUGACGACAAUACCUUUCAAAACGACAUUGGCCUUGUUAAAUUGCCUCAGGCAGCGCAACUUACUUCGAGUGUACAAACGAUCGAUUUACCAACCCAACAAGAGGUCGAAAAUAUAGUAGGUCAAUAUGCUGUUGUUUAUGGAUGGGGCCUUACGGAUUAUGCUCAUAAUAUAGGUACUACCGUAUUGAAUGCUGGUACACUUCAAAUCGCGCAACCAGGCGCGUGUGGUCUAGAUGGUAAAAUGCAGAUAUGUACCAAUCAAGUCAACGGCCAGGGAUCCUGCUACGGAGAUUCAGGUGGACCUCUAGUCUACAACAAUAAGGUCAUAGGAAUCGUUAGCUACGGCCCAGAGAACUGUAGCGGACAAGACGUGUUUACUAAAGUUUCUAAUUAUUUGGACUGGAUAAAUGCUAAAGCAUUGCACAAAUCUCAUGCUACUAAGAAGUUUGUGGGGCCCAGAGUCAUAAAUGGAACAGAAGUUCAACCACACUCGGUACCUUAUCAAGUUCUGGCAGGGUUCGAUGACGGAAAUGGCGGAGGUUGGUCUUGUGGAGCGGUACUACUUUCUGAAUACUUCGUUUUAACCGCUGGCCACUGCAUUUUUGAGUCUGUGGCAUCAGAUAUCAUUUUGGGUGUGCAUGAUAUGAGUAAAACUGAAACUGACACAAGACAAGUCUUUAGAUCUUAUGAGCUGUUUUUACACGAGGCUUACGAUGACGACUAUUUACACAACGAUAUAGGCUUGGUUAAGCUGCCUCAGCCGGCUCAGUUUACAUCGUAUGUACAACCAAUAUCCUUACCAACUCAAGGGGAAGUGCAAAAUAUUAUUGGCCAGUAUGUCACCGUGUACGGUUGGGGACUUAUUGAUGGUGUUCGAAACAUAGGCACCAGCGUGUUAAGCAAAGGUACCCUGCAAGUAGUCGACGAUUCCGCUUGUCUCCAAGAAGCCGGCGACUUUCAAAGUCAGUCGCAGAUUUGUGCUCUUCAAGUAAAUGGACAAGGCGCUUGCUCGGGUGAUUCGGGUGGUCCUCUGGUAUACAAUAACAAAGUGAUAGGAGUCGUCAGUUAUGGACCCGAACAUUGUGUAGGAGAACCUGACAUCUUUACAAAGGUUUCUAACUACUUGGAUUGGAUUCAUGGGAAAAUGCAAUAAACUACCAAUGUAAAUGCUAAAAAUAUAUGGUUGUAAA